This is a messenger RNA of Coffea eugenioides, 1498 nucleotides long. Its product is annotated as mitochondrial import receptor subunit TOM40-1. Gene Ontology annotation, molecular function: transmembrane protein transporter activity. Gene Ontology annotation, cellular component: mitochondrial outer membrane translocase complex; mitochondrial outer membrane. The record is from RefSeq and is a predicted model, not a curated record. Gene Ontology annotation, biological process: protein import into mitochondrial matrix. The transcript is spliced from 11 exons. The coding region runs from base 238 to 1185 and encodes 315 amino acids. NCBI's taxonomy places the organism in Eukaryota, Viridiplantae, Streptophyta, Magnoliopsida, Gentianales, Rubiaceae.
CAAAGGGCCGGGUUGAAAACGGAAAGCAAGUUUUAGGGGUUUUCGAGAUUUGGGGGAAGGGUUUUUCUCUCUCAGAGAACAGAAGUGGGGAAAAUAAAAAAGCUCUCAUUUUUCUCUGUUUCCCCUAGCCGCUUUUGAAGAAGUAGUAGUGUGAUUGCUUCUUCCGCCACUGCUUCAUCCUUACGUUGACCAUUGACUAUCACUGGUUCGAAUCGGAAGGAGCCGAGAACAGCAACAAUGGCCACUUUUGUCUCUCCUCCGGCAAGUACAACGGCAACACAGCCAACCGGUUUAAAGCCCACCGUCAUCGAAAAGGAGAAAGUUGAUUACUUGAACCUUCCUUGCCCUAUCCCUUAUGAAGAAAUUCACCGUGAAGCUUUCAUGUCUUUGAAGCCUGAACUCUUUGAAGGGUUGCGAUUUGAUUUUACAAAAGGACUCAAUCCGAAAUUUGCCCUCAGUCACAGUGUACUUAUGGGACCUACUGAAAUACCUUCUCAGUCACCUGAAACCAUAAAAAUCCCAACGGCUCACUAUGAGUUUGGUGCAAACUAUCUCGAUCCAAAGCUAAUGCUUGUUGGGAGGAUUAUGACAGAUGGUAGGCUAAAUGCCAGAAUAAAGUGUGAUUUAUCCGAGAAUCUUAUCUUGAAGUCUUCAGCACAGCUUACAAAUGAACCACACAUGUCAAAUGUAAUGGCCAGUUUUGAUUACAAGGGCAAAGACUACAGAAGUCAAUUUCAGUUAGGCAGUGGUGCCUUAUUUGGUGCGAGCUACAUUCAGAAUGUGACCCCAAAUGUGUCUUUGGGUGGUGAAGUGUUUUGGACUGGUCAGCAUAGGAAAUCUGGCAUUGGUUAUGGAGCUCGAUACAACAACGAUAAGAUGGUUGCCACUGGGCAAGUUGCUAGUACAGGAAUGGUUCUAUUGAGUUAUGUGCAGAAAGUUUCUGAAAAGGUCUCUCUAGCUUCCGAAUUUGUAUACAACCACAUGUCUAAGGAUGUCACAGCAACGUUUGGUUAUGAUUACAUUCUUCGCCAAUGUCGCCUUCGAGGGAAGAUUGAUUCAAAUGGCUGCGUAGGAGCUUUGUUGGAGGAGCGGUUAAAUUUGGGUUUAAAUUUCAUUCUCUCUGCUGAGAUUGACCAUCGGAAGAAAGACUACAAGUUUGGAUUUGGGAUGACGGUAGGAGAAUAACUUUGAUGGUGUAAUGAUGAUGAUUAGUUUUUAGCUAAGUUGGCAGUCGGGAGCAAACUCCACGGGGGUGAUUCUUUCUUUCGUCCUUUGGUGACAAGAUUCAAAGAGACAGUUUUGUACUUUUGUUGAGCCAUAUUUAUUUGUGGACGGCACCAAUUCGCUCCUCCAACAAAUUAGCAUACAUCACUCGUAGUUGAUUUUUGCCGUUUGGGAUAAUAUUUAUUAUUUGGAUUUGCCUUCAAAGCUGUAGGAUUUUCACUUUGAUCGUGAAAGUCUUACUACAAAUUCAAUCUAAUUGAUUGUACAACUGCAA